Messenger RNA from Macrobrachium nipponense, 2174 nucleotides. Its product is annotated as septin-2B-like. The record is from RefSeq and is a predicted model, not a curated record. Bases 7 to 1200 code for a protein of 397 amino acids. Lineage: Eukaryota; Metazoa; Arthropoda; Malacostraca; Decapoda; Palaemonidae. Gene Ontology annotation, molecular function: GTP binding; molecular adaptor activity; GTPase activity. Gene Ontology annotation, cellular component: septin ring; septin complex; synaptic vesicle. Gene Ontology annotation, biological process: intracellular protein localization; cytoskeleton-dependent cytokinesis; regulation of exocytosis. The transcript has 10 exons.
AAGUUCAUGAUAGUUAUGUCAGUACAGCAUUGGCUGUGCAUCCAUCUAAUUAUACUUAAAUUUUUCCAGUUCAGCAACCCAGACUUACCUGGCUAUGUCGGUUUUGCCAAUCUACCUAAUCAGAUUCAUCGAAAGUCAGUCAAGAGGGGUUUUGAAUUUACACUGAUGGUUGUUGGUGAGAGUGGUCUCGGGAAAUCCACGCUGAUCAACACAUUAUUUUUAACGGACCUAUACCCUGAUAGAGUUUUACCCUCUGCUCAAGCUUGCGUUGACGAGAAAAGUAUCAGUAAAACCGUGAAGAUUGAUGUGUCGACAGUAGAGAUUGAAGAACGGGGCGUGAAGGUUAGGCUAACGGUUGUAGAUACUCCGGGAUAUGGAGACGCCAUUGAUAACACUGACUGUUUCCAAUCCAUCAUUCAGUACAUCAAUGAUCAGUUUGAGAGAUACCUCCAGGAUGAGUCGGGGCUCAACCGACGUCACAUAGUAGACAACAGAGUUCAUUGUUGCUUCUAUUUCAUCAACCCUGCUGGUCAUGGGCUGAAACCUUUGGACAUUCAAUUCAUGAAGCAGCUGCACAACAAGGUGAACAUUGUUCCCGUUAUCGCUAAGGCUGACACCCUAACAAAGCAGGAGGUACAGAAGCUCAAACGAAAGGUACUGGACGAAAUUGGCGAGAAUGAUAUCCACAUUUACCCACUGCCUGAUUGUGACACAGAUGAAGAAGAGGAUUACAAGGAGCAGGUUCGUCAACUGAAAGAAGCAGUGCCUUUUGCCGUAGUUGGAUCUACUACGGUGUUAGAUGUUGGUGGGAAAAAAGUUCGAGGUCGUCAGUAUCCGUGGGGUGUCAUCGAAGUCGAGAAUCCAAGUCACUGUGAUUUUAUCAAGCUUCGAUGUCUACUCGGAACGCACAUGCAAGAUCUCACUGAAGUCACCCAGGAUGUUCACUAUGAAAACUAUCGUUCAGAGAGAUUGGCCAAGGGCGGUUCACCCAUAACAUCGGCCGCUGCUGUGGCUGCAAACAACUCCAUUAAUUCCCACGGAAAUUCUGUUACUGUCGCCAAGGGAAAAUUGAGCAGUUUACCCGGAACUGGACCUGAGAAAGAUCGAAUGGCCAUGGAACUGGAAGAAAAAGAAGCCCAGAUUCGAAGGAUGCAGGAAAUGAUGGCAAAAAUGCAAGCACAACUCCAAGAUAAGAAAUAGUUACAAAUUGUUGUAGAAGAAUCCUUUUGAUACUAAUAUUUGUUGUAACAAGCAUAAACAAAGAAAGUGCAUUUAAGUUUUAACCAUUGUAAUCUUACCUCGUCUGAUUGUUGACAGGUUAUAAUAAUGAUUUGAGGUGAAGUGGAUUCCUUUUUCUUUUUAAUUUCAAAUCAAAAGCUUUUUUGCUCUCUCUCUAAGGAUCUCAUUUUUUUUUAUUCCACCAUAUUUUCUGUAAUGCAUGUGUUUUCUACAGUGUGUGAGGCAUUGAAUCAAAAGUUGAUCUUUUAUUUUUUGAAAUGAUAGACCUACAGCGAGUUUGUGAACCCAAACUGUUUGUUAAAGGUUUGAAAAGAGAGGACAUCUUAAACUUGGAGAAUGUGAAGGACAUGGUUUGACAUCAUGAAUUUGGAGAAUGCGAGGACAUGUUUUAAGUUACCUGAAGUUGAGAUUUAUGCAAAAGCAAGCUUGUGUUUUGCAUCUUUUGCCUUUAAUUUUGCAAUGAAGAAAGGCAACAAUUUUUUUUUUUCAUGGAUUAAUGUUUUUUUUUAAUGUCCCUUGUCAGUGCAUAUCAGUAUUUUUAUGGAGGUAUUUGUUACCGAUUCUUUAUUAUGCAUUUCUACCAAGUGAGAAGUGGUAGGAAUUCUCCUAAUCCAGGGAAAAGCAUGUGAUAUCUCAAGCUCAACUUUCACGGGGCUCGGCUACUCGGAACCCUUACAAAACCAUCGCACUCUUUGGAUGCAUUACAUACAUACAUGCACAAGGCCUUUUUGGAACUGCCACUUUUGGUGUUUGUAAUUUUCCUUUUGCAUUUUUGGCUUGCUGGUUUUAUAUGAGAUUCGUCAAUAACAAGCAUUUUCUCUGCGUGGGCUUUGAAACAAAUAUUUUGUGCUUGUAACAAAUAACAGAGCCUGACUGUUUAGGAGAUUCCAGAUCAUUUUGUUCAACAUAAAGAUUAAUAAAUGCUUCAUUCUCCA